Messenger RNA from Dioscorea cayenensis subsp. rotundata (Guinea yam), 1281 nucleotides. RefSeq names its product protein ASPARTIC PROTEASE IN GUARD CELL 1-like. Gene Ontology annotation, cellular component: extracellular region. The record is from RefSeq and is a predicted model, not a curated record. Bases 1 to 1263 code for a protein of 420 amino acids. The transcript has 2 exons. NCBI's taxonomy places the organism in Eukaryota, Viridiplantae, Streptophyta, Magnoliopsida, Dioscoreales, Dioscoreaceae.
AUGGUUAAGAUUCAUUCUCCGAAAUACACAUUAAAGGAAGUGGACUUCAAACAUGUCCCAUACGGUGAAGUUUGUCAGGCUAUAUGCCGUAGGAAUUCGUUAUUAUCAACAUUGAAUCCUUUACGUCUAUUGCCUGGUGAGUCUUACAAGGAUAGGGCAUUUAGCUUAUGUGGACCACUCGGGGAUAAUGAUUCUCAUGUGCAAAAGGAUAUGGAGACAAUUGGGACAUCUAUUUUGGAGGUCAGGACAAGUUCUUGUCUUGUUAAGCGAUAUGCUUCCAUUGAUACUGGCAGUGAUCUUGUAUGGAUUAACUGCAAACCUUGCAACUCAUGUCCUGAGAAAGAAAAUCCUCCAUUUGAUGAAACAACUUCUCUCACAUAUCAUAGGUUCCCUUGCCUUUCUUUAGUAUGUACCAAAGAAGAAGAUUUCUCAUGUUCGGAUAAUCGAUUCUGCAACUUCCGAAGAACAUAUCAAGAUGACACAGAAGUGAAGGGAGAGCUUGGCAUUGACAUUGUUCUGAUCCCCCUUGCAAAUGAGCCAAAGUUUGCAAACUUGAGCUUCUUCACCUUCGGUUGUGCCCACUACAGUAAUGGUAGUUAUAACCGGCAGACUGAAGACGGUCUUUUAGGACUUGGCAGAGGGACACUGUCAUUCAUCAACCAGUUGAAAGCCGAAAGAUUCUCACAUUGCUUCCCUCCAUUAUAUAGAAACGACGGGAGAGGAGAAAUGAAGUUUGGUUCAAAUGCUGAACUUAUUGGAGGACGAACACCAAUGUUAGAUGUCCCUGGGAGACAAUUCAAUUACUUUGUAAAGUUGCAAGGUAUCAGUGUGGGUGAUGUCAGACUGGACCUUCCAGACAGAUACUUUGAUCUAAGAUCAGAUGGCAAUGGAGGUUUCAUUAUCGACUCCGGGACGGCAUUAUCAACCCUUUCCGACUAUGCUUACUACUCAAUGUUACCAAUGCUGGACAAAGCCAUUGGAGUUAAGCGAGUGGAAGAGUACAUGUAUCCAUACCAGACAUGCUACUGGCCUACAGAAAGGCAGAUAAGAAGAGUUAGCUUAACUUAUCACUUUGCCGGAAUCGACAUCGCCUUUUAUAGCUCAGGAGUGUUUGCAAAAUUAAACAGUUACAUAAUGUGUCUCUCCAUUAAUCCUAAUGGAGAUAUUGGACCUUCGGUUCUUGGUGCAUUAGGCCAGACGGAUUUGAAUAUUGGUUAUGAUCUCAGUGGUAACUUUAUUUUCAUGAAACCAAGGUUGUGUUAAAUAACCGGAAUUGGCUCA